GCAAAAAUGAAGUUCUACCCCGUUACACAGUCAAUAUCACAGGUCACAGCAGCACUGUCAUAUGAAGGAUAGUUUUAAAUCCCAGUGUUACACAUCCCACAUUAUAACUAAAAAGUCACCCAAAAGGUCCCUCGUCGGAGCAGAUAGACACGAGCACAAACACGCACCAGUCAACCCCUCAUUGCACUUUCCUCCUCACGGACACGCGCACACACCCUCAUUCAGAGGCAUGGGUUCCAUGCUCCGCAUGUCUGUUCGCGCCCAGGGAGCUGCUGACUUCCUCAACCGGAGCGUCUUCCUCACCCAGACUCAGGUCACCUCUCUGCGACAGACAACUAUUAGACUUGGAAGAGGAGUCUGUGAUCAAAGUUUGAAAGCGGCCCCGGAGGUCUGUGGGAAAUGUAGUUCAAAACCGGAAAAACCCGGAUGUCGAGAAGGCGCGCUUAGCCUGAGGCCCAGAGGAACGCGCUGCGGAGACCCUUGGGAAACAGCGCGCGGAAAUACGCAGGCGCAGGCUGUUGGCCAGUGGCCGAAGAAAUCAGUGUCAUUCAAAGAUGUGACUGUGGACUUCAGUCAGGAGGAGUGGCAGCACCUAGAUUCUACUCAGAAGACUCUAUACAUGGAUGUGAUGUUAGAAAACUAUUGCCACCUCAUCUCCGUGGGAUGUGACAUGACCAAACCUGAUGUGAUCCUCAAAUUAGAACGAGGAGAAGAGCCCUGGACCUCAUUUACAGGUCAUGCCUGUUUAGAAGAAAACUGGAAAGCUGAAGACUUGUUAAUGAAAUUCAAGGAACACCAAGAUAAGUAUUCUAGAUCAGUUGUGUGCAUUAACCACAAAAGAGUUAUCAAGGAGAAGAAUGGCAUAUAUGAGAGAACAUUUGAUCUAGUCAAAAAAUCUGCUGAUUCAAAGAAUUUACCUCCUGAAUAUGACACUCAUGGGAAGAUUUUGGAAAAUGUUUCAGGAUUAAUUCUCAGUAAUCUAAGUCCUGCAAGAAAGAGACUUAAUGAGUACAAUGGAUAUGGGAAAUCCCUCCUUAACAAUAAGCAAGAAACAGUCCCUGCUGAAAUCAAAUCCCAUAAUCAAAGUGAUAGGACCUUCCAUCAUAAUGAUGUGCUUAUGCAGUUUCAGAAGAUGGUAACUCCAGCACAGUCAUUUGGAUACAAUGAGUGUGAGAAAUCAUUCCUUAAAAAGGGAGGCUUAAUCACACACAAUAGAGUGUACAAAGGGGAAACACCACCUGUGCAGAAUAAAAAGAGAAGAGCAGGCCAUAUUGAAAAAAAGCAUACAUGUGCUGAAUGUGGGAAAUCGUUCUGCAGAAAGUCAGUUUUGAUUCUGCAUCAGGGAAUUCACACAGAGGAAAAACCCUAUCAAUGCCAUCAGUGUGGGAAUGCAUUCAGAAGGAAGUCCUAUCUUAUUGAUCAUCAGAGAACUCACACAGGAGAGAAACCCUUUGUUUGUAAUGAGUGUGGUAAGUCCUUCCGCCUAAAGACAGCACUCACUGAUCAUCAGAGAACACAUACAGGAGAGAAGUCAUAUGAAUGUCCACAAUGUAGAAAUGCCUUCAGAUUGAAGUCACACCUCAUUCGUCAUCAGAGAACUCACACAGGAGAGAAACCAUAUAAGUGUAAUGACUGUGGAAAGUCCUUCCGCCAGAAGGUAACACUCUCUCUACAUCAGAGAAUUCAUACAGGGGAGAAACCUUAUAUUUGUGAAGAAUGUGGAAAGUCCUUUCACCAGAAGGCAAACCUUACUGUACAUCAGAGAACUCAUACAGGGGAGAAGCCCUAUAUUUGUAAUGAAUGUGGUAAAUCCUUCUCCCAGAAGACUACCCUUGCUCUUCAUGAGAAAACUCACAACGAGGACAAACCUUAUAUUUGUAAUGAAUGUGGAAAGUCUUUCCGCCAGAAGACAACCCUUGUAUCGCAUCAAAGAACACAUACAGGGGAGAAAUCUUAUGAAUGUCCUCACUGUGGGAAAGCUUUUAGAAUGAAAUCAUACCUCAUUGAUCAUCACAGAACUCACACAGGAGAAAAACCAUAUGAAUGUAAUGAAUGUGGGAAAUCAUUUACUCAGAAGACAAAUCUCAAUCUACACCAGAGAAUUCAUACAGGAGAGAAACCCUAUAUCUGUAAUGAAUGUGGGAAGUCCUUUCGCCAGAAAGCAACCCUGACUGUACAUCAGAAAAUACACACAGGUCAGAAAUCCUAUGAAUGUCCUCAAUGCGGGAAAGCCUUUAGCAGGAAGUCUUAUCUCCUUCAUCAUCAAAGAACUCACACGGGAGAAAAACCAUAUAAAUGUAAUGAAUGUGGAAAGUACUUCCGCCAGAAGACAAAUCUUAUUGUACAUCAAAGAACUCACACAGGGGAGAAACCCUAUAUUUGUAAUGAGUGUGGUAAGUCCUUCAGUUACAGGAGAAGCCUCAUUGUCCAUCAGAGAACGCAUAAGGGAGAAAACAUGGAAAUGCAAUAAAUAAAGUGGUUUCUUUAUAAAGUCGUUCCAAGUUAACGUAAACCUUUAGGUUUAAAAAGAAAGGCAUGCUUAAACAUGUUGAUGUAAUUUUAAUCACAAAUGUAACAACAGUCUUUAAAGUUCCACACCACAAAUCUACUGUUUACUAGCAAAAGAAAUGGGUGUGAUCAUUGUUAUUGGGUUGUCAGCACUGACACUCAAUUAUAGUUUGUAACUGUACCUACCUGCUGACUCAAAGGCUUUAUUUAAAAAUACAAUACAUGUAGAAGUAAACUACAAAAUGGUAUCAGCAUUGAUCUCCAUUAAAAUUUUUAAAAAUAUGAAUUUUUUCAGUCUAUAAAAUAAAAAGUAGUUUUUACUUCCCCAAGGAUUACCACUUCUACAAAAAAGAAAGAAAAAGAAAAAAAAUUACCACUUCCCUGGCUUAUAACCUCAUUAAACUAGUUUAUGCAUGCUUUCAAUUUUUAUUUACAUAUUUUUUAUUUAGACACCAUGAAUUCAUGUUCUGCUUUGUUUUACUGAACAUUUUAAGAUUGGUAUAGCAUUUCAUGUGGCAGUAGUAUAUAUUCAUUUUAUAUACUAUUCCAUUUUAAGAAUAUACUGCUAUUUAUCCAAUUGAUGGAUAUUUGUAUUUUUAUAUUUUGUGUUAUAAUAAAAAUAAUGCCAUAAUUAUUCUUGUUAUGUUUUUGGUGUAUAUUCAACACUGGAAUGAUUUUGUCCAGGAGAAUAUCUUAAGUCUUUUCAGUUAUGGGAGAUAUUGCUAAACAUUUGAGACCUUUUUCAACAGUCAAUGUAGAAAAGUUUUUAGCAGUCAUUCAAAUAGAGAAUUUUUGCUAAAAAAGAUAAAAAUAAAAACCGUAUAAUUUAAUAAUAGUGCGAAGCUGUUUGUGUGAAGGCAGUAAAUGUAGGAAGGCCUUUUGUUGCUCAAGUCCUACACAAAACAGAGCAAUUCCAAUUACAAGUGAAUACUAGAUGCCGAUUUUAGGACAUUUUGAACAUCAAAGAAUUCACACAGGAGAAAGGGAUG
Molecule: messenger RNA, 3497 nt
Organism: Sciurus carolinensis (gray squirrel)
Lineage: Eukaryota; Metazoa; Chordata; Mammalia; Rodentia; Sciuridae
Gene: Znf567
Product: zinc finger protein 567
Exons: 4
Coding region: 62-2470 (802 amino acids)
Biological process (GO): regulation of transcription by RNA polymerase II
Cellular component (GO): nucleus
Molecular function (GO): DNA-binding transcription factor activity, RNA polymerase II-specific; RNA polymerase II cis-regulatory region sequence-specific DNA binding
Source: RefSeq, a predicted model, not a curated record